AAAGAAGUAUAAUUUCUGUAGUAACCAAUGCUAUAAAAACACUGAAGACUGCUUAUUUCUUUAAAAAGAUACAACUCAUCUUACCAAGACCAAAUUCAAUAAGAAGCCCAAACACUAAAAUAUUUCAGGCUUUAUUUUAAAGGCAAGUGAGACUGCUUCAAGUAAAACAACUUCAAGCUUCCAAGAAACAGUUAAGAGGAGGCAGAGAGGAGCAGAAACACUUCUUCGCUGACACUUACACUGUUGCCAUGGACCUACAUAAGCAGUGGGAGAACACAGAGACUAACUGGCAUAAGGAAAAGAUGGAAUUACUGGACCAGUUUGACAAUGAAAGAAAGGAAUGGGAAAGUCAAUGGAAGAUUAUGCAGAAGAAAAUAGAAGAGCUUUGCCGGGAAGUAAAGCUUCGGAGGAAAAUCAAUAUGAAUGAACGUGCUAAGAUCAUUGAUCUUUACCAUGAGAAGACCAUUCCAGAGAAAGUGAUAGAAUCUUCCCCAAAUUACCCCGAUUUAGGACAAAGUGAAUUUAUAAGGACGAAUCACAAAGAUGGUCUGAGAAAAGAAAAUAAAAGAGAGCAGAGCUUAGUCAGUGGAGGAAAUCAAAUGUGUAAGGAACAAAAAGCAACAACAAAAUCAAAAGUAGGGUUUUUGGAUCCUUUGGCUACAGACAACCAAAAGGAAUGUGAGGCCUGGCCUGACCUGAGGACUUCUGAGGAAGAGAGCAAGAGCUGUUCUGGCGCCCUCAGUACAGCUCUUGAAGAACUUGCGAAGGUGAGUGAAGAAUUAUGCAGCUUUCAAGAGGAAAUUCGAAAGCGGUCUAACCAUAGAAGGAUGAAGUCAGAUUCUUUUCUCCAGGAAAUGCCAAAUGUAACUAAUAUACCUCAUGGGGACCCCAUGAUCAACAAUGACCAGUGCAUUCUUCCAAUCAGUUUAGAAAAAGAAAAACAGAAAAAUAGGAAGAAUCUGAGCUGUACCAAUGUGCUCCAGAGCAAUUCUACGAAAAAAUGUGGAAUUGAUACAAUCGAUUUAAAAAGAAAUGAAACUCCACCGGUUCCUCCUCCAAGAAGCACCUCUCGAAAUUUUCCCAGCUCGGAUUCUGAACAAGCCUAUGAAAGAUGGAAGGAAAGGUUAGACCACAACAGCUGGGUGCCCCAUGAGGGUCGAAGUAAAAGGAAUUACAACCCUCACUUCCCUUUGAGACAACAAGAGAUGUCUAUGUUGUAUCCAAAUGAAGGGAAAACUUCGAAAGAUGGUAUCAUCUUUUCCUCUUUGGUACCAGAAGUCAAAAUAGAUAGCAAGCCUCCAAGUAAUGAAGAUGUUGGACUUAGCAUGUGGUCAUGUGACAUUGGGAUAGGUGCAAAAAGGAGCCCCUCUACUUCGUGGUUUCAGAAAACCUGCUCUACCCCCAGUAAUCCAAAAUAUGAAAUGGUGAUCCCAGAUCACCCUGCUAAAUCUCAUCCUGAUCUUCAUGUAAGUAAUGACUGUAGCUCCUCAGUAGCAGAGAGCAGUAGCCCACUUAGAAAUUUCAGUUGUGGCUUUGAAAGGACUACAAGGAAUGAGAAGCUGGCAGCAAAGACUGAUGAAUUUAACAGAACUGUAUUUAGAACAGAUAGAAAUUGUCAGGCAAUACAGCAAAAUCACAGCUGCUCAAAAUCAUCGGAGGAUCUCAAGCCCUGUGAUACCUCAUCUACUCACACAGGUAGCAUAUCACAAAGUAACGAUGUGUCUGGUAUUUGGAAAACCAAUGCCCACAUGCCUGUGCCCAUGGAAAAUGUGCCUGAUAAUCCCACCAAGAAAUCCACAACAGGCCUAGUAAGACAAAUGCAGGGACACCUGAGUCCUCGCAGUUAUCGAAAUAUGCUCCACGAGCAUGACUGGAGACCGAGUAAUUUGUCUGGCCGUCCGAGGUCAGCUGAUCCCAGGUCAAAUUAUGGUGUUGUGGAAAAGCUGCUGAAAACCUAUGAGACAGCAACAGAGUCUGCAUUGCAAAAUUCUAAGUGCUUCCAGGAUAAUUGCACCAAAUGUAAUUCUGAUGUCAGUGGUGGUGCCACAUUAAGUCAGCAUUUAGAAAUGCUCCAAAUGGAACAACAGUUUCAGCAAAAGACAGCUGUGUGGGGGGGACAGGAAGUGAAGCAAGGAAUAGAUCCGAAAAAGAUAACAGAGGAAUCCAUGUCAGUGAACGCCUCACAUGGAAAAGGAUUUUCCCGACCUGCUAGACCAGCAAAUCGUCGUCUUCCCUCCAGAUGGGCAUCCAGAUCUCCAUCUGCACCCCCUGCCUUGCGCAGAACUACCCACAACUAUACCAUUUCUCUGCGAUCCGAAGCAUCGAUGGUUUAAGUCUUUGGCCUGGAUUGCUAUAUUACAGAAGUUCUAGUCCCACUUGUCAAACAGAGCAUUCUGAGUGUUUACAGGCGGACCUGUUCUCUUCCGACAAGCAAUUUGAAUCUUAACUUUCCAUCAGUCUUCAGUGUUUUUAAUCUAAGGAAUAAUUAUCUUCCUGCAUUUUGAUUUCUUAGAUCAGAAUUCUUUAAUGCCAUCCUCAUUAGUUUUCCAAUACAAUAUAAGUUGAAACAAUGUACAAUAUUGUAUAUUCUUUGUUGCAAGUGGCAGAAAGUAAGGUUAUGUGCAUGGCCAUGUUUUUGUAGGUGCAUGUGUUGAAAUAGGAAGUAUCCUAGUAUGUAUUUAGAUAUGAAAAACUUAUGUGCUAGUGUUGACUUUGAAAUUAUAACAUGUAUACCUAUAUAUUCCUUGUGUUUAUUUAAAAGUUUUGAAAAUAUGCAGUACUGUUUAUAUUUUGUAUACCUUUUAAUAGGUAUCCACUUAAGGCAUUUGCAGUACAAAUAUUAAUUGACCACUUCCUUGGCCCCCAGCUACAAUGAAAAAGAAGAAUUAUGUACACAUCUAACAUUGGUAGAUUUCUAAAGACAACUCAUAAAUAAUUUCUUAACCCAUAUAAGGAUAAAAUAAUACCAUUGAUAUUCUUGUUUAUUCUUUUUAAAUAAAAAUGUCACAAGUUUAAUAGAUCAGCCUUGUAAAGCAAGCAUAAAAUGUUCAUAAAUGUUUUAUAUAUUAUUUGGUAGUCUAGUAUGGCUUUAACUGAAUAUUUGAUCCUCAGAGACAGUAUCAUGAGACAGCAUUAUAAAUGACAUGAUUAAAUGAUGAAUUUAUUUUGUCAGCCUCAGCAACAAACAUUUCCUAAAUGGGAUGCAAAAAGAAACUGAAUGAUGUUGAAUUUUAGUUUUUCUUUAAGUUGUGGUAAGCUUUUAGUUUAGCUGCUUUAACAUGGAGUCAUACAUACUUAGAGGUAAGUCAUUUAUUAUUUUUUUCCUUUUUCUAAUCUUUUCCUUAAAAUUAAUAGAUAACAAACUGUUACUUUUUUACUAACAAGGAAGAUCAGGAAUAAUAUUUCUUUGAAAGCUGAAAUUAUACUUCUCACAGUUUGCUACCAAAAAAAGGCUUAAACUAAACCUUGACAUCCACAGUAGCAUCAGGAAUAGAAAUGUAUAUUUUGGCUACAGUUUGCAUACAGUGAACACAUAAAAUCUAUAUUGAAAACUGACAGAAAUAUGAAUGUCGAGGGGCUUGGAAUUCUAAAUGGAAGAUUUUAGAAGGAACUUUGCUCUCUACUGUCACUAUAUAAAACCAAUUAUGUUAUGUUAUUAGAUAUUAACUCUAUUUAAGCUUUUCUUUUACUAAGAAAUUCUUAUGCCAAAUGUAUUCCAAGAGCCAUCUCCUUAUGAUGUAUUUGAACCAUUUAGAGAAAUUCACUUCAUUGUACCCCAUGACCUGAGGUAAAGAAAAUAAUUUUCAAAUUGCAGACUUCCUUGAAAGGCUCAAGACUGUAGCAUGGUGAUGUCUAGAUUCAUACUUUACUGUAAGGACAGUUUCGGUAGUUAAGUGGAAUUAAAGGUCUAGAGUGAUUUGUAUUGGAUGGUAACUAAGGUCUAUACAUCUACUCUUUUAAUUCUUAUUUCCUUCAGGAAGAUCCUUUUCCACAGGAAGCUAUCAAAGAAAAGUAAACUAGACACCAAGUAAUAUCACUCUCAUAAUAUGCUGUCCAGCUAGAGGGGAGAAAACACCAGGAAAGAGGAACCCUGGGUCAUAAAAUGACGGACCUGUUAGGAAAAUGCUGUUGUGUGACAAUGGAGAGCCUGCCCAAGGACUGUGCAACCUAUCUGUUCCUCUCCACCACUGUAUCCCAAGUAGUCUGGUAUGAUCUGUGGUUCCUUAGAAUAUUGAGGAUCUCUUUAAAAAAAUGAAAUUUCUGAUCUCACCCCAUAUUACUAAAGCAAAAUUUCCAGGGGUAGGGACUGGGACUCCAGAACCAUUAAUAAAACAAAACAAAACAAAGCAAAAUAUUGAUGAUCAGGCAGAUUUGAAAACAGUGACAUUGCUUGAUCUCUGAAUGGAUGGAUGCCCUUGGGUGGUCACUUUUCUUCCUAGGACUUGCCUUUGUUAUCUGUAAAUUAGAAUGGCUAUACUUUCAGACUUCACAAUUUUAAGCUACUUUUUUCUAUUAACAGUUGAAUGAACCAGUGGGAUACAUUUUAACGUCUUUUUAUGUUGACUAAAAUUAUAGUUAGAGCUGAGAAAAAAAAAAAUUAGCAUCUAGUCCAACUCCUUGAUUAUAAAACUGAAAAACUAAGGUUAUUUGAAUGUUCUGUUUUCUCUUUUUAAAUAUUUUAUAACUUUUAAAUGGAAAAACCUAUUAGGUAAAUGGAAAUAAUCCUUGAAAAUAGUUUUUGAUGUUUUGUGAUUUUUAACUGGUAAAUUUCUACUUUAGGUGGGCAUUUUCUUCCCUAGAAUAUGCCCUUUAUUAUGCUAUCAUUGCUAGAUUUAAAGGGACUUGUAAGCAUUUCUGGAAAUAUUUGAUUUAAAAACAUAUAUUAAUAGAUGUUUUCCCUAGCAGACUUUUGGAGCAAAAAUAUUAUUUUAGUUCAGCAGAGGAUUACUGAUAUAUGGGCUGAUCUCAGAAAGGAAUAAGGAUGAGGCAGAGAGGAGUACUUGAGUUUCUGUGUGUGUGUGUGUGUGUGUGUGUGUGUGUGUCAGUGUCACAUAAGUUCUCCAUAUUGCCUUAUGUCCCAAAGCCAAAUAUAAAAAUAUAAAUGAUGCUUUGUAUAAUUCAUUUUAUCAAAAAUUACCCAUAACUUUCAUUUGUUUUUAUAUCGACAAUGAAGAUGAUCAUAUUUCAUUUUGCAGAUGUGGCCAUAAAAUAUUAUUUACUUCUACAUAGGUGAUUUUACCAGGUUUAGUUAUCCUGAGAAAACAUCUGGACUUAAAAGAGUUUCUGCUUCCCUACAAAGAUCUUUAAAAUUAUUUUUAGGCACAUUUGUGAUAAACAACUACUUGAUAUUGAAAUCUCCUUCAGCCAUUAGAAGCUAUCAAAUAAAGUAGGCGUAAAAACAA
Molecule: messenger RNA, 5402 nt
Organism: Pan troglodytes (chimpanzee)
Lineage: Eukaryota; Metazoa; Chordata; Mammalia; Primates; Hominidae
Product: KIAA0408
Exons: 6
Coding region: 249-2333 (694 amino acids)
Source: RefSeq, a predicted model, not a curated record